Metarhizium album ARSEF 1941 is the source of this 1767-nucleotide messenger RNA. RefSeq names its product IQ calmodulin-binding motif protein. The record is from RefSeq and is a predicted model, not a curated record. Gene Ontology annotation, molecular function: protein binding. The transcript has a single exon. Lineage: Eukaryota; Fungi; Ascomycota; Sordariomycetes; Hypocreales; Clavicipitaceae. Bases 1 to 1767 code for a protein of 588 amino acids.
AUGUCGACGUCUGAUAGUGCCAUUUCCUUCGGUGCCAGCACCACCGCCACUGUCAGCACAUGCCCAUCAGUCCCCAAGACCAAGGAAUACAUGGAUUCCCUGGUGCUGCCGUCCCAGGACAAGUUUGAGCACAUCGCUCAGGUCCAGGAGGAAAAGGAAGCUGAAUCGCGGCGGAGAGCUCGAGAGGAGUGGCGUCGCCGCUCCAUGGAGGAUAAUAUCCCCCACGCCACCGACACCAGCCAUCGUAGCCGCGAGCGAGACAAGGCCGCCAAGGUCAUCCAAAAGACCUUUCGAGGCUACCGUACCAGACGGGAGCUGGAAGGGUACACUCUGAACGCGAGCACACGAUGGGUCAUGGCGGUUCGAGAAGCCCAGUUUCGCCAAGUCAUAAAGCCCCAUGCCACGGCUCCUUCUGCCGCUCCUACCGCCGUCGCGCCAGCUAGUCCCAACGGCGGCGAGGUUCUCGCCCUCGAAGACCCCGUUGAUUAUCGCCCAGCCAGUGCAAGGCAGAAAUGGAAAAAAGUAAGCUUGGUAGCUCGCCACGCAGGACACGAUGAUUCCGAUACGGAAUCUGAUUCGGUCCAAGGCGAUUUGGACGACAUGACGUCAGAGGAGAAAGCUUUGGCAAAGGAAAAGCGUCUCAAGGCGACUUUCCAGCGCCGCCAGGCUGCUCGCAUGAUGGGCCUGCAGUACUUUUUGGAAAUGGUGGACUCGAAACACCGGUAUGGUAGCAACUUGCGCAUGUACCACGAGGAGUGGAAGAAUUCCAGCGCCAAGGAAAACUUCUUUUACUGGCUGGACUACGGCGAGGGCAGAUCCAUUGAGCUGGAUACGUGUCCGCGGGACAGGCUUGAACGAGAGCGAGUGCGGUACUUGUCCCGCGAAGAACGACAAUAUUACCUCGUCCGGGUAGACGCGGAGGGACGGCUAUGUUGGGCGAAAAAUGGUGCCCGCAUCGACACGACCGAGCGGUUCAGGGACAGCAUCCACGGCGUCGUCCCAGUUGACGAUCCAACGCCAGCGUUCACGCACACACCCUCGCAAACCCUCCAUCCGGAAGACAACGACUCCAACGAUUCAGACUCAGACUCAUCUUUCGAGUCCAGGCGUGAAGCGGACCGCGCUGCCAAGUACGCCGACUCCAGCCUCGACAACUCCAAGGGCUUCAAGAAAGUCACGCACAUAUCAGCAUCCACCAUUUUCAACCAACUACUCCGCAAGUCGGUCAAGAAAAACACGUGGAUAUUCGUAGCAGACACGUCCUUCAGACUCUAUGUCGGCAUUAAGGACUCUGGCGCCUUCCAACACUCCUCUUUCCUCCAGGGCAGCCGCAUCUCCGCCGCAGGGCUCAUCAAGAUUAAAAACGGUCGCCUAUCAUCCCUUUCGCCGCUGAGCGGCCACUAUCGUCCGCCAGCGAGCAAUUUCCGUGCCUUUGUGAAGAACCUGAAGGAGGAGGGCGCGGAUAUGAGCCACGUUUCCAUAUCCAAGUCGUACACCAUUCUCGUCGGGCUGGAGACGUACCUCAAGACAAGGAGAAAAGGCAGAGAGCUUGUGGGCAAGCUGAUACACAGCAAAGAUAAGUUGAUUGCGCCGGAGGAGGUGCGGAGGCGAGAGGAGGAGGAGAAGGACAAGAGCGAGAGUGCGGAAAAGGAGAGGAAGGUGCUGGAGAGGGAGAGGGAAGAGGAGGAGAGGGUGAAGGGGGAAUCGAGGAGGAGUGACAGAGUCAUGAACAAGAUUAAGAGCUUGCCAGUGGUAAAUGCGAAGUGA